ACCAAGGCAUCAGUCCUCCAGGAGCCAUCCUCAGCACCUCAGUAGCCCCACAGCCCAGCCCAGCCCAACCCCACCGCCAACAUGUGCAAGCUCGCCGUCGUCCUCGCCGCUGCCCUGUGCGUCGUCAGCGCCGCCCCCGCCCCCAAGCCGGGCCUGCUGGCCGCGGCGCCCCUGGCGUACAGCGUGCACCCGGCGCCCCUCGUGGCCGCCCCCGUGGCCGCCCCGCUGGCCGUGGCCCCCGCCGUCGCCACCGCCUACUCCUCCCAGGUGGUCGCCCGCAACUACAACACGCUAGCCGCGCCCCUGAUCGCCGCCCCCGCCGUGGCCCCCGUGGCGGCCUACUCCGCCUACCCCGCCGCCUACUCCGCCUACCCCGCCGCCUACUCUGCGGCCUACCCCUACAUCUUCUAAACUGAACGGGUUGCAUCUCGUUCUUAACAUUUGCUAGUUGGAAGUCUCUAAUAAACUGACUGAGAUGAAAUGAAA
Messenger RNA from Frankliniella occidentalis (western flower thrips), 486 nucleotides. RefSeq names its product cuticle protein 38-like. The transcript has a single exon. The coding region runs from base 82 to 411 and encodes 109 amino acids. The record is from RefSeq and is a predicted model, not a curated record. NCBI's taxonomy places the organism in Eukaryota, Metazoa, Arthropoda, Insecta, Thysanoptera, Thripidae.